CAUUGCGCAGCGAACGGAUCGAGGUACCGGCGUUGAUGGUCGCGAUCGACUGAUCGGAACUGAUCUGUUUUACAUUCGAUUUUACGUUCGUAAAUCGGCAAAUUGCGCGUGCGUGCGUGCGUGCGCGAAGUGUGAACCUAGCGGCAGAGCAGACGUGUUGUAGGAAAGGAGUCACCGUGGGAUCGCGCGGCUGAAUGUUAGUAAACUUUCCAGCACGCCUCGAGUAACGUGUGGAAAAAACGCAAGCAAAGAGCACGAUCACUCGUCGUUCUACAAGUUCCUACAAAUGGAGCACAACCACAAGAAUACCGACUGCUACUUUUUCUAUUACUCCACGUGUAAGAAGGGAGAUUUUUGCCCCUUCAGACACGAACCAUCAGCUCUAGGUUGUGAAACUAUGUGCACAUUUUGGCAGCAAGGCAGUUGCCUCAAUGAACAUUGUAACUUCAGACAUAUGGAACUAAAAAAAAAUCGCAAGUCGAUUCCAUGCUACUGGGAAACGCAACCUGGAGGAUGUAGGAAGCCGCAUUGUUCAUUUUUGCAUAAGAAUGCACGCACUAUCAAUAAUCCUAUCAACCCUGUAAAGGCAGAAGUAACAACAAAGUCUCCAAAUCAGGAAUGGCUAAGCCGUCAAGAUGACACAAAGUAUGACGGCAGUAGUACCGAAUCAGACCAAGGUAGAGGCAGCAGUGAAGCUGGCAGUUUCAUCGGGAGCCCGGCCGUCGACCCUCUCAUCGUCAAAUUCGAAGAAGAUUCCGACAACGAGACUGUACUAUCGCCGAAGACUAAGCAAAAAGCGGCCCUACGCUGCGACCGCGCCGAGCAGCAGCGCCUGGAGCAGAUCCAAGCGGAGAGUGCAGCUUAUUACGCUUAUAAGCCUGACGAGUCAGAUAUGCCCACGACCACAACUACCAGCAAGCCCAACUGGCACGGUAGGAGGCAUUUGCUGAGCAUCGUCAAUGACAAGCAGUCGGAAAAGAGCAUGGACUUUAAGGUCCUCAGCCUUAGGGAGAUCCGAAGGAGAAAGAGGGAGAGACUGGCUAUCGCAGCCGAUAUUUCGACUUCGGACGCGUCUCAAUCUACAGAGGAUACGGAACAGCUACCGACAAGUUCCACUUGCGAGCAGGACACGACAUUAUUCGCGAUGCCGGUCGAGCCAGCGGAGAAGUCGACCGAGCAGGACCAGACGUUCGUGUCUCCGCUGGGGAAACGCAAGCUUAGUGAAACCGACUUCAAGCAGACCGCAGGUCCAGUGAAACUGCGAAGGUCCUUGAAAAGCAGCACGACGGUUGAACCGCGUGUCGAUGCUGUAAGCGAAGGCAAUGAGACGGAACGUCGCGAGGAGCAGCUGAACGACGAGCAACUGAACAACGAACUGUUCAACAAUAAGCAGCUGAACGAGGAGUGCCUGGUUGACGAGUAUAUCAGGUUGGACGCGACGUCUGAGGAUAUAAUUAAAGACAUAGACGACUUCCUCGUGUAGAAAAAUAUAAAUGGAUUCUGUACAUAACAUGUACAUAAUUGUGUAGCAUUAUGUAGAUAUAAGAAGAGAGGGGGGAGGAGUGUAGCACAGAUUAUAUAGAUUAUACAAAUCGCGUAGGAGAUAUGUAGUACAAAUUGUACUGCUGGUGAGUAGUUUCCAGAAUCCGGCCUCGACAUGGUGUUGUUACGAGAUGGAAGGACUCUGCAUUCUUACGUCGAAAAAAAGAAUGAAAAAAAAAAAUCGAUAAGUGAUAGGGAAGUCAUACGGAGCGAAGAGAAAGAGGAAUGCGAGGCGUUAUAGAACGUUUGUUUUCUGUGAUACUCUUUCGCUGGAGGCCGCUAUAUAUAAGCAUCACAAUGUUGUGAUUAACGCGGUAUUUAACGGAGUAUAUUUGUUGGAAUAUACAUUCGUCGAGUCGAGAUGCUUAUGUGACGCUGUGUUUCGUAUCGCGUCUUCUCGCUAAGGUAACUUCGUGUAUAGCAGCCUUCAGCGGUCGUGCACCAAGACAAAGUGGUGCGGGCGGCUGGAGUCACUACCGCAGAAUCUUUUAAGCGAGAAUGAACUAUAGUGACCAACUAUAGUGGAGAAAUGAUGAUUGCACGACGACGAUAUUGCACGUUGUGAAUGAGUGAACGUGAAUACCAGUGCGAUAUUGUCAUUCGAUUGACGAGCGAAUAUAGCGAAUUAUUUUUACUAUUUUAUCAUCGUGUAUUGUAUGUUUUCUAAGGUAGCUAACGCGAGUUAAUCAGAAAACUAGCCAGUAAGAUAGCGCCCUUCAAAAGCAUUCUCGACCGACCGAAUGGAGUGUUGUAAUUACCUGAGAAAUUUUGCGAGGUUGAUUGAAAGUACAAUGUUUGCAACCUCAGAGAAAUGUUGUUGCACUUUGCAUUGUGUCCGAUCUCGCGAGACAUGUCGCGAGAAUAUUUAGAUAAAUAGAUGAGUUUUAUCGCACACGUUUCAAAUACAGUCUCGUGAUAUUGCUCAGAGAGAUUAUGUAUCAAUGUAUACAUAAUGUUUAAUUACAUGUUAGUAUAUGCAUUCUUCUAAGAUCCAUUGGAGUGAGUCUCUUGCGCGCUUAACUCGAUGCCAAACUUUUAUACAUUGUCCAUAUAUCAGGAAAUGUAUAAUAAUACGAAAUAAUGUUGUAAAUAAUACGAUUCUUUUAAGCUUUAUGCAAUUUCUUGUAAAUAAUACAGUUCUUUUAAUCUUAUCAGUAUAUACAGUUUACUGAGAAUUUAAACAUUGAAACAUCGCGUGGAACCGACUAUUUCACCGUAUCAUAUGUAAAUAAUGAUUACAGCGCGUUUACACCAUAAACAUCAACAAAUAUAAUUACUAAAUUAUAAAUCAACAAGACGGACGAUACGUAUUUUGUUCGAAAUAAUUACAAGAUCACUGUGUAAAACGAUUGAAUUUUAUUAUUCGGCACAAGAAUUUGAGGUAAUAAAUCAUGUAAUUAUCUUCUGAAUGCCGGUUGAUUUACCAUAGAGAAUUAUUUUAACUGAACUUACAGUAAUAGGAGAUGCGCUACAAAAGCAAGUGCACAUUGUUGUUACGAAAUAUUACGUCUUUUUGUAAGUUUUUAUAUACUUAGUUAAUAUAAAUCAACCGAUAUUGAAAUAGUAUGCAAUUGUUGCAAUAAAUCAUUGCAAUUAUAAGAAGGUUUGACUAAGCGUCCUGAAAUUAAUCGCGCACCGACAAACCGCAAUAGAAUUCUAGUUUAAAUUUAUAAAAUACAAUGUCUUUCUUCUCAAAUGAAAAUUGUCAAGAUAAAUAUACGAUUGUUAUACUUUUGCAAAGUAA
This is a messenger RNA of Odontomachus brunneus, 3286 nucleotides long. RefSeq names its product zinc finger CCCH domain-containing protein 11A-like. The transcript has 6 exons. The record is from RefSeq and is a predicted model, not a curated record. The coding region runs from base 287 to 1483 and encodes 398 amino acids. Lineage: Eukaryota; Metazoa; Arthropoda; Insecta; Hymenoptera; Formicidae. Gene Ontology annotation, molecular function: metal ion binding.